GUGACCAAUUAUACAAGCCGGCUCACCCUGCAAGAAAAAUGUGCUAACGCUCAGUGACGUGACAGAUAUUACAAAAACCCAACCACUGUGACAAUACUGGUGGGAGCACAAAAAGAACAGUUCACAGUAUCGAAAAAGCUUCUGGCAUCGUCGUCUAGUUUCUUCCGCAAGAACUUGCAAGUGUCGUCGUUAUGGCUCGAGGAUCAGUGCCCAGAAAUGUUCGAGCUCUUUCUGCAUUGGCUCUACGAACGAAACGACUUCCAACAGCACAUCGAUGAAGCCGAAGCAAACAACUGCUGCGAGGACUUGCAUGAUGACUUGAUCAACCUCCACCUCUUUGCCGCUCAAAUCGAGCUGGCCCCGUUACAAGACAUCGCCAUGGAUGCCAUCCAAGAUAUCUACCUGCGCUGCAACUGGGACAUCCGGCCACGGUUGGUCAGCUACAUUUACACCGAGUGCUCGCCUAUUCACAGCUGCCGCAUCCGAAAGUGGAUCGUGGCCAUGACCGCCUGGUCGUUGGGUGGUGACCUUGAGCAGUCGGCAACCGGUGGCAAGAUGGAGGUGCUUUUUCAAAAGUUUCCCGAUUUCUGGGCAGACUACGUGUCUCAUUUGUCCAAAACAUCGAAAAACCGCAUCAAGCUACACUUCAAGAACCCCCAGCUCAGGCUACCAACCAACAACCUCCGCAACGAAGAACGACACUUUGGCUUCCGCCAGUGUUCCUUCCAUACGCACCGUUCAUCCGUUGGCCAAGGAAAGUGCCCACACACUCUGGCCCAGCAACAAUAUCGGGCUGAAUCGCCCGUGUCCAGCGAGUAUAGUGACUCCUCUUCGCCCGGGUUAAUCUUCCCUGAAGACAUGGUGUCGCCGCGGACCGCCAUCUUUGACUUAUACCUGGCCACGCCCUGAAACAGCGGCACACCCACCCGUUUAUGUUAAAACGUCUUCAUGACCAUCACCCCAACCCACCUCGGGUUCCUUCUUCGCGAAGCGGGUAGCCGUCGGGCAAUGAUGGACUUGCCUAGUGCAGGCUUGCCAUCAGCCCGGCUGAGAAAAUGGCUACCAAUCCGAGUCCCCCCCAUCCCGACCGGGCUGGCACCACAGACGGUGCCUCAAAUGCCCAACAUUGCGAGUCCGGGCCACGGGCCCCGACCACCGCAUCUUGUCUUUUUCUAGCGCAUACUGCACGGGAUUAGAAAGGAGUUCGGCUGGGACUAGAAUUAGGACUUGAAAAGUGCCAGCCACUAUUCGCUGAGCCCAUCAUCCUUCAAUGUACAUAUUAUACUUGUCAUACUGAGAGCGUGCUUGACGUCGACUCCAGUAAAGGUGGUUGUUUCUUCUAGCAGAUUCAACCAAUUAAAAACAAAUAAAAUCAAGGA
This is a messenger RNA of Pseudomassariella vexata, 1379 nucleotides long. RefSeq lists its product as uncharacterized. The record is from RefSeq and is a predicted model, not a curated record. The transcript has a single exon. Bases 217 to 909 code for a protein of 230 amino acids. Lineage: Eukaryota; Fungi; Ascomycota; Sordariomycetes; Amphisphaeriales; Pseudomassariaceae.